This is a messenger RNA of Moneuplotes crassus, 1691 nucleotides long. NCBI's taxonomy places the organism in Eukaryota, Ciliophora, Spirotrichea, Euplotida, Euplotidae. The record is from the annotation of a GenBank genome assembly.
AUUUCUCAAUAUGGAAGUCGUAAAUGCUACCCGCAAAAAGUUUCAGUGCAGUGACCCUGCAUGCAAGAAAGACAGAGUGUACUUCUGCAAAAGCCACCAGAUGAAGGCAUGCAGAAGCUGUGCCAGCAAGAUGCACUUCAAAUGCCAGCUGAAUAUCAUCCACGAUCUGACUGACCUCAACGUCGAUGUGAUUGAGGCCAAGAGAUUUGUGAAGAGACUGUUCGAGCUCAUAGCUGAGAACGGCCUGAGAGCAUACAGCCCUAACAUUGAUGGUGAACUCAAAGAGUUUCAGGACAGUCUCGUCGAGACCGAGAAGAAAAUAAGAGAUGCAAUUACUCACAACCAUUACGAGCAAUUUGACACUCUUCAGUCUCAGAUCAAACAGAUCCAAAUCCAGAUGUCUGACAGCAACGUCGUCAAAGAUAUUUUUUACUUUUCAGCGUUAAGAGAUGUUAGCCUGUACAGCCUGCCAAAAAUUGGUAAAGUCUUAUCAUCUGCCACUAAGGUCAAAGAGAAGAUCGACGCUGUUGUCAAAGAAAAUGUGGAUCUGAUGGAGAAGAAGUUCCAUUCCAAAUCAAGGCAAUUUGAGGAACAGUGCAAGGCCAGUCUCACCGAAGAGUUCAAAGACGAGAUCCAGAACUUGAAAGAUCUGAAUGAUGCCAAGGAUACGGAGCUUGAGGAACAGAAAGAAGCCACAGAGCAAGCACGUCAAGAUACCGAAGAUACCAAGAAGCAAAGAGACGAAAUUUCUGCUGAAAGAGAAUCCCUUCAAAAUGAGAACAAAGAUCUCAAAGACUUCAAGGCUCAGCUUGAAGAGGAUCUUAAGGCUAAAGUCGACCAGAUCGAGGAAUCCAAGAGCCAACAUGCUAAAGACCAAGAAGAAAUGGCUAAGGUUUUCGAGGAACUGAAAGAAAGAGAAUCUGCACUUGAAGAAACGAAGGAAAUUAUCAAAGGCCUCUACAAAAAUAUCUGCCCAGACUUCAACCCUGAAUCUAAAGAAUUAGAACUUAACAUGUCCGAAGACAAAUCCAAGGACUUAGUCAAAUCAAUUGGGGCAUCGAAAUACUCUUUGGGAGAUAUGAACAGACUCCAGAUUGAUAAGAUCUCCAAUGAAGACCAUACUCUGAAUAACUUCCUCAAGAACUGCAGCCCCUCCUCCCUCAGACUGCUUUCGUUUAACCACAGCUAUCUUGAACCAGACGGAAUCGCUGUUGUGAAAGUAAAGUUUUACGAGGAAGGCAUGCAAAAGCUGCUGACCAAUGUGACCAAAGAGGUUUAUUUGGAACAUUUGAUCGUUGAUGCAAGCGAUCUGAGCCAGAUUGUGAAGGCUUGUGUGAACUCUGAAAGGUUGACUAUUCGUUGUAGUCAAAUUUCAACUUCGGACUCUUUGGACUUCUCCACUCCCGCUCAGACCAAGCUCCAGUAUCUUAGUUUUUACAAUUGUGGAGGUUCCGCCUGGUGCAACCAAGAAUGGGACAAGUACCCAUCCAGAUUUGAGAAGAUUAUAGUGGCCAUUAAGAAUUCGUCUCUCAAGAACUCCCUCAACACCAUUAAUGUUGAAUGCUGUAAGAUCUCAGUAUCUAAAGUAAAUGAGCUUUUGGCUGCUCAUGACCUCUCCCACAUCAGUGUGGGUGAGGAAUGCAACGAACCUCUGACGGAAUAACUCUAAGUUGGUUGAAGGAUUUGAGGAA